AUGGCCUCGUCUACCAACGCUCCACUACAAGAAUGGCUCAUCAUCGUGCCUGAUCACAAGGAUGCGCUGCAGAAACGGAUUGCGGCUCGUCCGAAACAUCUCGAGGGGUUGAAGGCGGAUAGGGAGGAUAUGUGGUUGUGGGGUGGAGCGAUGCUCGAGGAACCCAUCAAAGAAGGCGAUACAGGCCCACCUAAGAUGAAGGGCUCGGCGUGUCUUAUUGGUGCUAAGACGAGGGAGGAGGUUGUGGAGAGGUUGAAGCAGGACGUUUAUGUUAAGGAGGGGGUGUGGAAUUUGGAGGAUAUGCAAAUUAUUCCGUUUAAGAGUGCGGUUAGGAAGGCGUUGUAG
Alternaria incomplexa is the source of this 345-nucleotide messenger RNA. RefSeq lists its product as uncharacterized. Bases 1 to 345 code for a protein of 114 amino acids. The record is from RefSeq and is a predicted model, not a curated record. NCBI's taxonomy places the organism in Eukaryota, Fungi, Ascomycota, Dothideomycetes, Pleosporales, Pleosporaceae. The transcript has 2 exons.